Anthonomus grandis grandis is the source of this 986-nucleotide messenger RNA. RefSeq lists its product as uncharacterized. The record is from RefSeq and is a predicted model, not a curated record. NCBI's taxonomy places the organism in Eukaryota, Metazoa, Arthropoda, Insecta, Coleoptera, Curculionidae. Bases 53 to 910 code for a protein of 285 amino acids. The transcript has 6 exons.
UAAGUAGUUUAAUAUCUGAGGUGUGCAAGGCGGAAUACUGAUUUUAAAAAUCAUGAAAAUAAUCGUUUUUAUUCUAUUCAAUAUAGUUUUUGUGUCAAGUCACAGCUAUGAAAAUAUUAAUACAAAAAAUGAUACUAAGAUAUUAUCCAGAAAGCGACGGUUUCUUCAAUUUCCUACAGGAAGUUCAUUUCAAUUAGUUUAUUGUCUUACGUAUACCUCAAUAGUCAAUAGCUAUUUUGUAUUUGGUAAUACUGCAGCUCUUGCAUGGGAACUUCCAUCUAUGCCUUUAUUUUUUGAUGGACGAGAUUUUCAAAAAAAAGAAGAAACUACCACAGAAGCGACCACUACGGAAAUAACUUCUAAAUUGGAUCAUGGCUAUAAUAACAAUCUCGAUAGAGUAUCAUCAUACGGUAACUUAAAUUACAUUCAAGACAGCUAUAGAAAUCCGUUUUAUAAGUACAUGGUUAAACCUGAUUGGUUUGAUAGAUAUCGUAAAUCAUCAUAUUUACUUUCAAAGAGUACUCCACAAAUUGGUGAAAAUCAAUAUUACCAUUUUAAAAGGUACAGUGAAAAUAAUUCCCAUAUGAUGUUUAAAAUAAACCCGGAAUUUCAUCAAAUUUAUCGCAGAACCAGACGAGAGCUCUACAAUAAGCUUGAAGGGUUUUUAACAAGGAUAAACUUGGAUGGAAAAGCAUGCCUACUAAAAGCUGUUUGUGAAGUAACGAAAUAUGGAACAGGAAAAGAUACACUACUGAUCGAAAUCUUUAAAGCAAUUUUUAGGGUAAAACCACAUAAAGAGCACAACAUGGACGAAUAUGAUUUAUCGGCAAACGAGAGCCAUAACUGUGAGGAAAUGUAUCCAUCUUGUCAAGGUUCAAUACGAAAUAUUAACUUGCUUGUCAGAAAAUAAAUACUAAACAACUCAACUUUGUUUCAUCCAUACUACUUACAUAACAUCAGGUUAACCCAAAAAUAAUGAGAUUACU